This is a messenger RNA of Daucus carota subsp. sativus, 5257 nucleotides long. Its product is annotated as F-box/FBD/LRR-repeat protein At1g13570. Gene Ontology annotation, molecular function: protein binding. Lineage: Eukaryota; Viridiplantae; Streptophyta; Magnoliopsida; Apiales; Apiaceae. The transcript has 5 exons. The coding region runs from base 3677 to 5041 and encodes 454 amino acids. The record is from RefSeq and is a predicted model, not a curated record.
ACACGUUAACAUUCUAUAGAUAGAAUGCAGUAAAUGGAGAUAACAAGUGUUCAAAAUAUUAGGUUUCUUGAGCUUAAAACUAGAUAAAGAUUUAAAUAACUAAAUAACAAGUAGGCUGGAGAUUAAAAAACGUUAACAUUCUAUAGAUAGAAUGCAGUAAAUGUUUGUGCUUAUCUGCCUUUGCAGCUGUAUCAUUUUCUUUGAUUAUUAAGAGCAGAAACUUGACACUUUAACUUUUGGGAUGAAUGAUGAUUAGUAAUUUUGAAAUCUGGAGUUAACCUUUUUGAAGUCAGCUUAUUUGCACCCUUGGAUUUUGAAAAGUUUGCUACAUAUGUAUCUCAGUGCUUUAGCUAUGGUUUACAUUUAUAUCUGCCUGCAUCCUAAAGUUAGCUUAAUUUGCCUUUAGUAUCUUUUCAUGUGUCAAAUUUGUUAGAUAAAUGUUGCAAAUAUUCAAAAAAAAAUAAAAAUUGUUAAAUAAAUAUGCCAACAGAUGUACCGGAUAAUUAACGUCUCCUGGUGUUAGAAAUAAAUGAAAAUUAGUAGAUAAACAUACAAGUAAUUAAAUAUUUAGGAGGCUAGAGAUUUAGAAAAACAUUAAGGUACCAAUCAAAAUUUUGACAAUAGCUAUUCUUACAGAAUGGAAAAAUGUAAUUAACAAUAGCAAUUCACGAAAUUCCUAUUGAAAAAUAUAUUAACUAAAAUAACACACGAAAAUUGCUUAAAAUAUAGGCAUCUAGCUUAGUGUAGAUAUUUGUAUUAAAGAGAAAUUAGCCAAGAUUUUAUGUGUAUAAAUAAGUUUGUAAAUAAACUAAUUGCUAGCUAAUACAACUCAAGUUUGUCUUAUUUUUAAUGAAGUUCUACUCGGUUUACUAAUAAUUCCUCGAGAUUGAACACAAAAACUUUUUGAUUAGUAGACGAGUCUGUUCCAAACUUCAUGUAUGCUUAAGUCGAGAUCAUCCCAAUCUCUUUUACCUCGUCUCCACUCGUAUAAUUUAACUAAAAUUUGAAAAUUUUAUAACAAUUAUGAUUAUCAAUUAUGUUAAAUAAAACUAAAAUUAAUAUAAAUUAUUCUGAUGUAUGAUAUUAACAUUAUAGUAAUAUAUACGAUAUAUCCAAAAAGUAAUUACUUAAAUAUUACAAUAGUCGUUAUUUAUCAAAGCUAACACUUAUCAAACAAUAUAUAAGAUACUAUUAAAAAUUUAAUAAAAGAGAACUUGUAACAACAUAAAAUAACUAAGAAUCAAAACAUAUUCUGAUAAAUAAAAGAAUCUAAGAUAGUUAGAAUCAAGAAUCAAUUAAAUAAACUCCCAAUUCAGUUUGAUAUUCUAUCUUAAUUACUGUUUAAUUUUGCACUUCUACUGAAGUCUGCAUGUCAAAGAUUCACUAUGAAUCACCCUUGUAAAUUGUAAUGCAUUUCUUUACUAUGUUCGGUUUAUCAGAGCCUAUACUAUUAUCACUAAAAUCUUUAAUAUGUGCUUAGCUAAAGAGUUUUGAGGAAAACAAGAAUGCAGUUUCAAUUUUACGGAAUCAGACAGACAGAAAUUGUGUAUUCUUUUACAUGUAGACUCACAUAGUCACAUUAAUAGCUGUUUGUAGGCAGUAGCUAUAGAGCCCUGUUAUAUUUUAAGAGCAGUUCUCUGUUAAGGUUAAUAUCCCUUUAGCAUACUGCAUGAGUGCAUGUUACCUAUACAAAAGAUCAUGAUUUUGUGGAUGCGGUUUAUAUAUUUCAAAUUCAAAUUAAUAUUAGUUAUUAGUCAUUGUCUAAAUAUUUGCUAAUUUCUUUUAUUUGCAUUAGGAAGCAUGUGCAGUAUGAUAUGCUCUGUGACAAUGGCAAUCCUGUUUCAAGACAUAAGUUACAUAUAUCUGUUAUUAACAACAUCAUCUGUUGUUAAUGGAAUUCAAAAAAUAUACCUAAAUUUUUUUAAAGUUUUUUUUAAUCUUUUUAACGGAUUCCGUUAAAGUCAACUGAUACUUAACGGCGCAGUGACCUAAAUGCAAGUUUUUAUUAGUUCAGUGAGUUGACUGCAAGUUAAAUCUAGUUCUGUGAUCCAUUUGCAAGCUUUUUGAGUUCAGUGACUGAAUUGCAAGUUGAUCAUGAGUUCAGUGAUCUUUUUGCCUAUUAACCCUCUGUUUAAGGAAUAAAAUCCAUCUACUUCACUACCUACUUUAUAAGAAUUAAAAAAUAGCGGAAACUUUGCAUAUAUAGAUGUUCUUACAAAGUUUAGUCUUCUUCUCACUGCAUCAUUGUUAUCAAGUCGACGACUAGUUUCGUCGACUAGUCAACGACUAGUCGGCAAGUUGUUUUAUAGAAAAAGUCAAGCAACGACUUAUUCGGUCUGGCGACUUAUGAGUUUUACCUGACCCGACACCUGGUCUGAUCAGAAACUUCAGAAGUAAGGGUUUUUCAAGUAAAAUCUUAUGUGAUUUUGUUAUGAAAAGAAAGAUAAGACUUUGGGAGGCUACAUGAGGUCCGACUAACAGACCUGUCACCUGUGUGUAAGCCCUGAUUACCUGCUCCGGCUACGUAAUCUUUGUAUCAUUUUCAACACAUCAGUAUAUCCCUAAUCUAUCUUUAUAUCAUUUCAUCUUCACAUUGUUAUUUCUUUCCUGUCACUACUUUUUUGCUUCAGACUAUGUAAUCUUUGUAUCAUUUUCAAAUAUCAGUAUAUCCAUAAACUUUAUAUCAUUUCAACUUCACAUUAUUAGUUCCUUCCUAUCUCUACUUUCUGGGUUCACUUUACAUGUGAUCUAACAAUCUGCUAUAACCUGUACAUCUCACUAUUGCUUAUUAUCUUUUACUUUUGAUUAUAGACUGAUGUGUGUUCAACUAUAUUUUAUUUGUUAAAUCUAGUAAAAAUAUGUAUAUGAAUGACUUGUCGACUUUUUACGACUAGUCGAUUCCAAGGUAUCAGGGCGCCGAGACUCGACUUGGUGCCAUGAUAAACUUGCACCGCAUCUUCUCUUGUUUUGUUUUUUUUCCUCAUUCGUAUAUGGAAAGAUAUAGUACUUAAUUUAUAUGUUAUAGAAAAUAUGGCUACAAUUAAUAAUCUUCCAAUGAAGCUUACCUUAUUCCUCUCUGAGGAAUAAUGCCUUUUCUUUGUCUAUAUCUUGGCCUUCUAUAAUUAAAAUCGUUGAUAGAGCAUCACGUUCGUAGUAAUAUAUCCUCCAUCUUCGGUGAAAUUUAAAGCCCAACCCGAGAGAAACCAAUUUCUGUUGCUAUCAUAUCGCACUCAACUUUGCCACUAAAAUGCUAAUGAUCACCAUCGAAGCCUUGAUGAGGGACCAGUUUCAGUUUGAACACCACUACACAAGAAAUCUUCAGUGGAGUUCCUUUCUUCUUUUUAAAAUAUUUUUCUUCAGAAGUCGAUGAUUGUAUGGCAGAAUUUUUCCCUAAUGAGUUGAUUAGAUGACAGGUUUAAGAAUGAAAGGAAUGUUAAACUCCCAAGCUCACGGGACUAUUCCAUCAAACUUGUUGAGUGAGAGGUCUAAAGCUUCAAGUUGUUUUAAGUUUCCAAAUGAUGAUGGAAUUGAGCCAGCUGAGCAGACACGCUGAAAACACCCUCAUUAUCAAGACUCAGCCCAUCAUCAGCAACGACUCAUUUCUUUUACACGACUAAUCGAAGGGGCCUUCUUUUCCUGUUUCCACAAUUUCUCCAGUGACUAACUACUGAAAAGAAUGGCGGAGUCUAGUAGGAAGAAGAUUGCUCUUAGUAAAGAAGAUAGAAUAAGUGAGCUGCCUCUGCACAUACAAGAGAUUAUCCUCUGCUUUCUGCCCAUACAAGAUGCUGUGAGAACCAGCGUCUUGUCAAGAAAAUGGAGGCAUUGUUGGACUACGAUUCCAAAUCUAAUCUUUGAUCAUCGACUCAGCAGCUUCCUGAGAUUAGAUCGUUAUGAUGGGGGUCACGUGAAGGCGAUUAAAUUUGUUAGUGUAGUAAAUAAACUUCUGCUACUCCACAAUGGUCCAAUCCUCAAAUUCUCCUUCAUCUGUCCUAUGAGCUUCGAUGCUGAAGUAGUUCAUGAUUUUAUCGAUCACUGGAUUCCAUUAUUCUCAAGGAAAUGUACCAAGCAACUUAUUCUAGAGGAGGACAAUGAGGCUGGAAACUUUAAGGCACAUAAUUACUCUUCUUUGGAUCUGACCCAUUUAAGGCUUGGAAGAUCUCUUUUUCCCCAUAGCUCUGCAUUUGGAGGAUUUGUUAAUCUGAUAAAGCUUGAGCUAGUUAAUGUUGCUUCUAAUUUUGGACAAACUAUUAUUGUUUGCCCUGCGCUUGAGAAGCUGACCUUGAUAUGUUGCAGUGAAAUCUUCCCUGUUAACUUUCGUGCUCCUUCUCUCAAAUGCCUACAUCAAGUACAUUACGGAGUAAGCUUUGAGUAUGAUUUUAUGGGGUUAGAAAACCUUACAGAGCAUUCUUACGUCUUGGUUAGAAAUCCAGAAACGCGGACAAAAUCAUCCAAUGUGGUCAAGGUCCUGGGCAGUUUACCAAAAAUUGAGAAGUUCUCUACAGGAAUUGAUUUUCUUAAGUACUUGGCUGGAGGAGGGUGCCCAAAUAGACUUUCUCAACCACCACCCUACCUGAAGACACUAAACAUCUGGGAUAUGAACUUUGCUAAUUUGUCAGAGAUUUCUUGUUUGCUUUGUUUGAUCCGGAGCGCUCCCAACUUGUGCAAACUACAUAUGUCGCACUAUGAGUGUUUCCAUGACGAGGAUUGCGAGUGUGCUGGUAAAGAGGAUCUUAAGCAUUACUUGAUAGAAGAUUUUGAAGACUGUACUAUUGGUCAUCUUGAAAUUGUCACAUUCAGUAAUUUCAUGGGUAUUAAAACUGAGCUCGAGGUAGUCAAGUUUCUAUUAGGCCACAGUCCGUUGUUGAAAACAAUGUGCAUCCACUGUGGAAAAGGCAUGAAAGAGGAUGUAGCAUUAACAAUGAAGAAAGAGAUUAUGCAAUAUUCUAGAGGUUCAUCAAGAGCACAAAUCAAAUACUUGGAACACCCCGUUAUCGUUGAUGAUUUUGAUUUCGAACUUUGGCUUGAAAUAUUUGAAAUGUAAUCAUAUAUUUGCCCGUUUUGUAGCCAGCUUUUAGGGCACAUGAGUUUACUUAACAAGACAGUCAGAUGACUCAGAUCAUGGAUGAAGCAAAAUAUGUAUUCGUAAAUUUUGCCAGCUUUCUGUGCUUUAUGUUUCACAAAGAGACAAACCAUUGUGCUUUUGUGUUCCUCUUUCUCUUAGGGCCUUGAUAACUAAUCAAUUGUACACUUUUGUUUC